Messenger RNA from Drosophila serrata, 884 nucleotides. It is a transcript of the gene ec, whose product is annotated as ubiquitin specific peptidase echinus. Gene Ontology annotation, biological process: protein deubiquitination. Lineage: Eukaryota; Metazoa; Arthropoda; Insecta; Diptera; Drosophilidae. Gene Ontology annotation, molecular function: cysteine-type deubiquitinase activity. The record is from RefSeq and is a predicted model, not a curated record.
ACGUGUUUGCUGCCGCCGUGGCUUUUGUUUAUGUUUGCGUUUGCGCUUGCGCACUCGAAAAACAAUCACUUGUUGCGCGUAUGUUUUGUUUGUUGAGUGUUUUCAUUGCGGUUUUCGGGUGACAAAAACUAAGAUACAGUGAGAGCGAGUGAGAGAAAGAAAGACCAGGCAAAGAAGACGAAGAAAAAGCAUUAGCGGUUUAUUAAGUGUUUGUGCGCGCGUGUGUGUGUGUUUAUUUUUUUGUUCAAGUGAAAGCGUGUGAAAACUUGAGGUUGAAGCCCUCUCUCGCGCGAAGACCGAAACUUCGCUCUCCCACUUCCAGUCACUAUCACUCUCUCGCUCAGCCCAGUGAUCUUCUUCACAUAUCCUCCCGACUUUAUAUCCUGCCAUUUCUGUGGCCAGUGGAAGCUUCCGGCCGACAUGAAACCGCAAUUGCAUCGCCACAAACACAGCCGCAGCCUCCGCCCUACGUCUUAGCCGCAGGUGCAGCAGCCAAGCCAAGCCAAGAGCUUCACAAAACUCGAGCUUAUUUUGAAUGUCUUCAGCGUGGAGUGGACACAGAAUGACCACCACACCGGGCAGCACAUUGUACCGCCUGGCCAGUGGAGCCAGUGGAGCAACUGCCACAACGAACUCUCUGUACGCUUCGGCGUCACCCAAAACCUAUGCCAUGGGUUCACUACAAAAUGGUUCCGAGCGUAACCGAAUCCUGGAACUCCUGAGAGCACCAAAUAGUCUGAUGUCACCCAGUUUGGAGCCCUCGUCAAAGGGUCUGCUCAAUGGACCUGGACAAAAUAAUUGCUUUCUCAAUUGUGCCGUGCAGGUAUGUUCUUACAUUUGAAUACCAUACAUAUUCUUAUAUCAAACAAGAUAUUCUCUUAAAA